AUGAGGUUCUUCAGCACCAUCACCCUCCUUUUCACAGCCUCCCUGGCCCUUGCCGAAGGCCUAGACACCAGAGAAGCACACGAAGCCAAUCUCGCAGCGCGAGCAGCCACCAUCUGCGGAUCAGGAUACGAACUGAACAAAGCAAUUCCCCUACCUAAAGGAACAGACCCCAAGCAGCGACUGGGCACUCUUUACACUUACAUCGGCAAGGACAAGGGGUGCGCCUUCCUCGACAACAAUGUUGGCAAAGAACAGUACAUGUACAUAGGCGUGUGCGACACGAAUGGGAAACACUGUGACAAGGACUCUGGUACAUUCAGCCAGUAUGCGGGACCGAUCUAUAUCAGCAACUUUGCCUGUGCACCCUUGGUCGCGAAGAUGGGGCAGAGCUCGAAGAGUCUUUACAUCGACUAUAAGGAUGAGUACGCCUGGGCGUGUAACUAG
This is a messenger RNA of Aspergillus pseudonomiae, 444 nucleotides long. RefSeq lists its product as uncharacterized. Bases 1 to 444 code for a protein of 147 amino acids. NCBI's taxonomy places the organism in Eukaryota, Fungi, Ascomycota, Eurotiomycetes, Eurotiales, Aspergillaceae. The record is from RefSeq and is a predicted model, not a curated record. The transcript has a single exon.